Messenger RNA from Morus notabilis, 1117 nucleotides. Its product is annotated as rac-like GTP-binding protein RAC1. Gene Ontology annotation, cellular component: cell cortex; cytoplasmic vesicle; cell projection. Bases 131 to 724 code for a protein of 197 amino acids. The record is from RefSeq and is a predicted model, not a curated record. Gene Ontology annotation, biological process: regulation of cell shape; small GTPase-mediated signal transduction; establishment or maintenance of cell polarity. Gene Ontology annotation, molecular function: GTP binding; GTPase activity; protein kinase binding. Lineage: Eukaryota; Viridiplantae; Streptophyta; Magnoliopsida; Rosales; Moraceae. The transcript has 8 exons.
AUAUGGUGAGGGAUUAAGGAAGUAAAGAUAUAGCUGGCAAAAGGUUGGCUUGGCGAGGUCAGCGAGCCCCUCAACCGCAAUUUGAUUCCUCCUUCUCAAAGAGUGGAGAUCUGGUGCUUCGAGGUUGGAGAUGAGCGCAUCGAGAUUCAUAAAGUGCGUCACGGUCGGUGAUGGUGCUGUUGGCAAAACCUGUAUGCUGAUUUCGUAUACCAGCAACACCUUCCCUACGGACUACGUGCCAACCGUGUUUGACAAUUUUAGUGCCAAUGUUGUUGUUGAUGGAAGCACUGUCAACCUAGGAUUAUGGGAUACUGCAGGUCAGGAGGAUUACAACAGAUUAAGACCCUUGAGCUAUCGAGGAGCUGAUGUUUUUAUACUUGCUUUCUCUCUCAUAAGCAAGGCCAGCUAUGAGAAUGUUGCAAAGAAGUGGAUUCCUGAACUAAGGCAUUAUGCUCCUGGUGUUCCAAUAAUUCUUGUUGGAACAAAGCUCGAUCUUCGAGAUGAUAAACAGUUUUUUGUUGACCAUCCUGGUGCAGUGCCCAUCACUACAACUCAGGGUGAGGAACUGAGGAAACUUAUUGGAGCUCCUGCCUACAUUGAGUGCAGUUCGAAAACACAGCAGAAUGUGAAGGCGGUUUUUGAUGCAGCUAUUAAGGUGGUACUCCAGCCACCAAAACAAAAGAAGAAGAAGAGAAAGGCUCAAAAGGCUUGCUCCAUAUUGUGAUCAAGGGCAGAAUUAGAUUUGACCUAAAGUUACGAUGACCUGCCAGCCUUUAUUUGUCAGUCUGUAUCGUUUACGUUCGCCAGCAGCGAGCCGUUGUGUAUAUUCUCGACUGACAUUCUAGAGAUUCAUGUGAAAGAUUUGGGAUGUUUUGUUUUACUUUUUAUUUUCUAGAGUGCGAUUGAUUAGAAUUCCUUGUUAACAAAUAUGUACGCCUCUUUGAGUUUGUCUCAUGUAUUAACCAGUCACGAGCAAGAUUCUUAUUAUCUUCCUUGGACAAUUCAUGAUAGACUAAAAACUGUCUUCAUUGUCUCUUUUUUUUAAUUAAUUAUUUUUAAGCACUUUAUCAACGGUAAAGGCAGAAAAUUAGCUGUUCUUUGCGAUUCCAAGCCAACC